Molecule: messenger RNA, 1875 nt
Organism: Liolophura sinensis
Lineage: Eukaryota; Metazoa; Mollusca; Polyplacophora; Chitonida; Chitonidae
Product: serine--tRNA ligase, mitochondrial-like
Exons: 3
Coding region: 1-1425 (474 amino acids)
Biological process (GO): seryl-tRNA aminoacylation
Molecular function (GO): serine-tRNA ligase activity; ATP binding
Source: RefSeq, a predicted model, not a curated record
AUGAGGGACCUGAGUGCCUGUCCAUUGAAUGUCAACGCUACCACAGAUGCCAACGACAACAAACAGAGACGGGAGGAUUUCUCAGAGUACUUCACUCCAGCUAUCAAAUGCGUUGUGGACUUUGCUAAGGCGACUCGGCCUACCAAAGUUUUUGAGAGAACUACAGAAUCUCGCAGUGCGGAAUGGUUUGGAGAUUUCAAAUUAGCUGAGCCUGAUUUCGAUUGGUCAUAUCUUGGAGAUCCUAGCAAUGCAGAUGCCAUCCACAAAAACAUAGAAAACAGAAAGGCAGAAGGUGAUAUAUGGAAUGUGAUUCAACUUCGACAGAAGUUUUUAGCAGAAAAAGACGAAACUGUGAAAGAGAAAAUCAGACAGAAAUUACUGAAAGCUGCUUUGGAAAUUCCAAACUCUUCCCACCCUAAUUCACCAGUCGGAGAUGAAACCAGUGCUCGUGUACUUAAGACUUUUGGAAUUAAACGGAACUUUUCUUUUCCCCCAAAGUCAGCUCUUGAACUGGGAGAAAGUUUUGGUCUUCUGCGAGCAAGAAAUGUUGUUUUGACAACAGGUGAAAGAACGUAUUAUUUCAUAGAUGACCUAGCUUUGCUGGAACAAGCUUUGGUAAAGUUCACCAUCCACAGACUAUUAAAGCAGGGCUUUAAACUUAUUUCAGUACCAGAUUUGAUACACCCUGGUGUCAUUGAAGGUGCUGGCUUCCCAACAACAGGGGAGCGAACUCAGGUGUACAGUUUGGAUCCAAAUCUUCACAGCCAGGCUUGUCUUAGUGGAACAGCUGAAAUGCCAUUGGCUGGAUUUUUUGCAGGAGAGACUUUGAAAGCUGAAGAGGGGCCUCAGAAACUAUGUGCUGUUAGCAGGUGUUAUCGUGCAGAAACAUCGAACCUGUCAGAGGAAAGAGGGAUUUAUCGCGUUCACCAGUUUACCAAGGUUGAAAUGUUUGCCGUUGUCUGUGAUACUGAGACGACCCAAAGUGAUGCUGUGCUUCAGGAAUUUGUUGGCAUCCAGCACAGGUUGUUCUCAGAGCUGGGUUUACAUUGCCGAAUUUUAGAAAUGCCUUCGGAAGAGUUAGGUGCACCAGCAUACAGAAAAUAUGACAUCGAAGCAUGGAUGCCGAACAAAGAAAUGUGGGGUGAAAUUUCCAGCGCUUCGAACUGCACCGAUUUCCAAAGUAGACGACUGUGCAUGAAGUUUCUCAGCAAGACUGGUGGGGAGAAAUAUGUUCACACAGUAAACGGAACAGCCUGUGCUGUACCCAGACUCAUUAUUGCUGUUCUUGAGAAUUUACAAAAUGAAGAUGGAACGGUGCAGUUACCAGAGUCCCUCUGGCCCUAUAUGAACGGUGUUAGAAAAUUGAGAGACAAACGGACAAAAUUACCCCAUCAUACCUGGCAAAAAAAAUCUCUAAAGCGAUAACUUACACCAUCACUUUAAAUAUUAUCGUUGGGGGGCAACCAAACUGAUGCACACACACACACACAAAAAAGAACAAAACGAAAAAAGGCCCAACUCUAAAUUUUUUAAUUGCCAUUUGAUGGAAUUUUUUGUUUUAUUUUCUCUCAUUGUUAAUUUGUUUGACAUCCUUAUCCUUUUUUUUGGGUGACACCCAUUUAAUAUCCAAAUCCAGAAAUGGAAUAAAUACACAUUUGAAAAUCCACAUUUUUAUUUUGUGCAGUCUGAAUGGAUAUUAGAUGGUUUUCUGUUUUGCCAGUCCUUAUGAUCACGCAAAUAUGUCUUUUAACAGGAACAAUUUCUGGGACACUCAACAUUUUGCACAAAGCGUGUGAUUUUUCAAUUUGACUUUUAUACCCUCCUCUAGCAUUGAAAAAAACAGAUUCGUUGUACUUGUGAAACAAAACUUUUAAA